AUGUUUCAUUUUCAAUUUAAUUAUCUUAUAAUAUUAACAGUAAUCUAUGGCAAUCAAGCCAUUGAUUACCGUUAUCAUAACUAUACCGAGAUGACAUCUAUUCUUCAAGAUUUAGCUGCUCAAUAUCCAACAAAAGCAUCCCUAGUUGAAAUAGGAAAAUCACAAGGAGGAAAAUCUCUAUGGGCUAUGGCACUAAGUUCAUAUGCUCCAAAUCAACACGUAUUGCUACGACCUGAAGUUAAAUAUAUAGCCAAUAUGCAUGGAAAUGAGGUAGUUGGAUUAGAAGUAUUAUUAUAUUUAGUAGAUUAUCUUUUAACAUCUAAUGAUACUCAAGCUAAUCAAUUAAUGAAUCGAACUCGAAUAUGGAUUAUGCCAUCGAUGAAUCCUGACGGUUUAGAACAAUCGUCCGUUGGUGAUUGCACUUCAAAUACGGGAAGAUAUAAUUUAAAUAAUAUUGAUUUAAAUCGAAAUUUUCCUGAUUAUUACGGUGCUGCACUUCAAUCAUCGACUCGAGCACCAGAAACAAGUGCAAUCAUGUCUUGGCUCGCGAAAGUACCAUUUGUUCUUUCAGCUAAUUAUCAUGGAGGCGCAUUUGUUAUUAAUACACCGUAUGAUCGUUAUUAUGUUGGAUCAGAUUCAGCAAGUGAUGAUGACGAUAUCUAUCAAAUGAUAGCACGAAGUUAUAUUAACCUAACACAAGAAGUAAAUGAAAAUUGCUUAAGUGAAUUCAUCGAUACGGCUUUUGUUACACGUGGCGCUGAUUGGUAUGAGGUGAUUGGUGGUAUGCAAGAUUAUGGCUAUUUGAAUUAUGGUACGAUAGAAUUAACAAUGGAAAUAUCAUGCUGUAAAUAUCCCGGCGGUAAUCUUCUUGCUAGUUAUUGGAAUUACAAUCGUGAUGCAAUGCUUCAACAUUUAUUCCAAGCACAACGAGGUGUGAAAGGCUUAAUACUGAAUGAAUAUUCAAAACCAAUACCAUCGACUCAAGUCAUGAUUGACAAUAGGCAGCCUGUUGUUAACGUGACGCCAUUAGGUGAAUUUUGGAGAAUAUUAUUACCUGGAACUUAUACUUUGAAGGUACUUUAUCAAAGUAAUACAAUUUAUAGUCGCAAAAUAAAAAUUGGAAAUUCAUUAUCACCGCUAAACUUAACAAUUAUCAUUUCAUCUACAGUUUAUCUGCCUUAUUCCCUUAUGACAACUCAAGCACUAUCAUCAACUGGAGUAACUCCAGAAAAUUCACAGAAUCUAUUAUUAUAUUUGUGUUCAUUAUUUUUUAUUUCAUUUUCAUGUUGA
Rotaria socialis is the source of this 1290-nucleotide messenger RNA. NCBI's taxonomy places the organism in Eukaryota, Metazoa, Rotifera, Eurotatoria, Philodinida, Philodinidae. The record is from the annotation of a GenBank genome assembly.